Molecule: messenger RNA, 1344 nt
Organism: Panicum virgatum (switchgrass)
Lineage: Eukaryota; Viridiplantae; Streptophyta; Magnoliopsida; Poales; Poaceae
Exons: 3
Coding region: 203-1336 (377 amino acids)
Molecular function (GO): zinc ion binding
Source: RefSeq, a predicted model, not a curated record
CAGUCCUGAAUCCUUUGUUGUAAUUGAUCACCAAACCAUCGACAACAAAAUAAGAUUCAAUAGGCUCUUUUUUGCUUUGAAACCCUGUGUUGAUGGCUUCCUAAGAGGUUGUAGGCCAUAUCUUGCUGUAGAUAGUACAUUUUUGAAUGGGAGGUUCAAAGGCCAGUUGUGCGUAACUUGUGCAGUUGAUGGGCAUAACUGGAUGUACCCAGUAGCUAUUGGUGUCAUUGACUCAGAAACGAAUGAAAAUUGGGUAUGGUUCAUGGAGAGGUUGAAGGAAGCUAUAGGCACCCCUGUUGGCCUAACAUUCAGCACUGAUUGUGGGCAGGCAGUGAUGAAUGGGGUCAGUGAGGUUUUUCCACAAGCUGAACAUAGAGAGUGUAUGUACCACCUAGUUCAGAAUUUCAAGAAGAGGUACAGUGGUGAGAUUUUUUAUAAGCAUUUGUGGCAAUCUGCAUAUUCUUGGAAUCCUUACAUGUUUGAGAAACAUUAUCAAGCAAUGGCUGCACACAAUCCAGAGUCAAUGAAAUAUCUUCAGGAAACUCACAAGAAACUGUGGACCAGGAGCCAGUUUUCCACCCUGUCAAAGGUGGAUUAUAUUACCAAUAACUUGGCUGAGGCCUUCAACAAAUGGGUAAAGGAGCACAAGAGCAAGAACCUGGAUGAUCUGAUGGAUACAAUUAGACAGAUGAUAUUGAUUAAAUGGAAUCAAAGGAAAAGGAUUGUCCAAAAAUUUGAAGGCAAGAUUUUGCCUCAUAUAGUCCAAAAGUUGAGGGAUGACAGCUACAACCUUGACAUUGAAGUGAUUACAAGCUCACCUGAUGGCAUUGCUGAAAUUUGUGCUAUGGAGCGUGAGGCCACUGCAUACAGAUUUGUAGUCAACUUAGUUGAGAGGACAUGCACCUGCAGAGCUUGGCAAGGGUCAGGAAUACCAUGCAAACAUGCCAUUGCCUACAUCACAUCAAUUUCUGGGGCUCACUUAGAAGACUAUGUCGAUGAGUAUUACUCAGUUGAGAAAUUCAGAGUUGCAUAUGAAGGUUCUAUCCCUAGUAUUCCAGACAAGUCCAUGUGGCCCAAAGGCGCACAUGGCUUCUUCAUGCAUCCUCCAUUGCUCAAGUCAACUGCUGGAGGAAGGAGAAAGAAUAGGAUGAAGUCAGCUUUGGAGGGAGGUAGUACCAGCAAGAAGAGAAAGAAGUGUCCAAUAUGCCAUGACUUUGGGCACCACUGGUACAAAUGUAAGAAUGGGAACCCAGAAGAUAUAGCUGCAAUGGAGGCUGUGAGGGGUCCACCAAAGAAAAAGCUCAAGAAAGCAACUACUUGUACACACAGAGUCUAGUAUUGUUG